AUGUUGGAGGCCUACCGCCGCCUCACAGAAGUCAUCUCGUCCCAGCCCGACGACAAAGAGACUGAGGAACAUGUUCAUCAGUUGCUCAUAUCGUUGCCCUCCGUAUUCUUCACCAUAGACGCCCAGAAGCGGACACCACUGCAUCACGCCGCCUCUGCCGGCAAAUCCAAUAUUCUUCGUGCCAUCCUCACCGUCGGUCCGGAGUCUGAAGUUGACCUGCAAGAUGCCGAGGGGUGCACUGCCCUCCAUCUGGCCGCGCGCAACGGCCACGAAGCCGUAGUCCGCGCCCUCCUCAAUGUCGGCGCCGACGUUCGGCGCGAGGAAGCAUUUGGCGAGACGCCGCUGCACGAGGCAGCGCGCAAUGGACACGCGGCUCUCGUGAAGCUCUUCAUUGACUCGGGCGCCGUUGUUGACGUCGGCAAUCGCGACUCGAGUACGGCGCUUCAUGUUGCCGCCCGACGUGGCCAUUCCGACGUUGUCGAGAUUUUGCUGACCGCCGGCGCCAACCCUGCCACCAAAGACAAGGUCGGCGACACGCCCCUUCAUGACGCUGCUCGCGAAGGUCGGACGGAUAUUGUUGAUGCUCUGCUCAACACGGGGCUUGUCAGCGUCGAGGCGCGGAACGCCAACGGUCUUACGCCGCUGAGCGUUGGAGCGCGCCAUGGACGCGAUGGCAUCGUGCGGUCUCUGCUCGAGAGGGGUGCCGAUGUUGAUGCGCAGAGCUCUGAAUUCUGCACGCCUCUGCACCAGGCUGCCACGGAAGGCCAUGAUGGCGUGGCGAGGUCACUCAUCGCCGCUGGCGCCGAGGUUGACUUGCAAGACAAGGACUUACAGAGCCCUCUUCAUACAGCCGUCAUAUUUGAGCAUGCUGACGUCGUAGGCAGCCUUCUCUGUGCCGGGGCGACGGUGAACCUGCGCGAUACGGAGGACUGCACGCCGCUGCACCACGCUGUCAAGAAUGGAAACAGAGGUAUUGUCAGGGAACUACUCGAAGCGGGUUCGGACCCUACAACCCUCUCUGCCGGUGGUGAGACGGCUCUCAGUCUGGCACGGGUCAUGGGCAAGGAGUCGGUUAUUGAGCUGUUUGCUAGCCCACAACUCGUUCCGAGGCAAAACGUCGAAGCAAACUCGCGUCCCAAGCGGGCACGGGGCCCGUCACGGCCCAACGAAGAAGGCGAGAUAAUGGCAUGCAAGCACUUCAUGGGAACCUUCUGGUGCCCUACCUCUGAGACGGCGUUCGACGAUCUUUCCGUCUGGAACAUACUUUACGAGCCUGACACGGAGGUCAAACUAAGCCCCCGUCAACCUCCACCGCCACCUUCACCUCCACCAUCCCCUCCACCAGUUCCUCCAAGGGAAAAGACUGGCAUCCGCCACCAUGAUCACCGCCAUCACCAACAUCACCAACACCGCCGUAAGCUAUCGCACGAUGCCCGUCGCCCUGACGACCCCGUGAAACGCUGGAUCCAUCUGCCGGCCAACAAUGUAGCCUGGGUGCUUGACCUCGUCCAAAAGAUCAGCGCCAUGGACGGCCGCACCGAGGCGGAAUGCGCCCGCGCCAUGCGUUUCGUCCGCGACACGUACCUCGAGAUGCGCUACUCGGCCCCCUACCGCAAACCGCACUUUCGUCGCGCCUCGGCUACCGGUGCCGCCGCCGCCGUUGCGGCUUCGACCUCGGCGUCGCCCUCCCUCGAUCCUGCCGAGAUGUUCUCUCUCGUCCUGCCCGUCGUGGACGUCGAGAUGGAUGAGCAGACGCGCGAGCGCCUCCGCUCCGCCAUGACCGGCAGCCGCGACGUCGCGCCCAAGAGGGAGCUCCUGCGCGCCAGCACGGCCGAGCGCACGCGUAGACUGAGCGCCAUGCCGACGGGCCUGCAACACCACCUCUUCCCCUACCUCAAGCACCUCGACGCCAUGAACGGCCUGCGGCAAAGUUUCACCAAGUCUGAGCUGCACGUGCCGCGGACGCUCGACCAGUCGUACCACGAAUCGCUGAGCAAGGAGGAAGUGCGCGCGAGGAACGAGAGCCAGGUUCUGUACCGGUACCUGCUACGCCUCGAGAGCCUUGUUAAGGCGGAGAAGCAGAAGAAUGACGGAUCUAUCGUUGCUGGAGAACAGAAGUCGGGCCAGGGGUCCGGCAACCCGUUUGAGCACCGCGAGCUGCUCGAGCAGCACUCGGACAAACAGAAGCGGACAGACGGCACGAAGGAGCAGCUGAUGAGGAUGGCGGGACGUCAGGAUGUGGCCAGCAGUGUGCGUGCGAGGGUGGCGCGUGAGCGCAAAGGGAUCGAGCAGGAGCAGCGUAAGCAGGUGUUGAUGGUGUCGCAGCUGUGGAUGUGGCGCAUCGACGAACACAAUAUCAUCACCUGCUAUCCCGAACGCUGGGACGACAAGAACGCCAAGACUCUGCUCAAUGAGAUCAAGCAUCGCGUCUUGGCUUCUCCCGGUCUCAAGUCAGCCGACACGGACAUGAUGGAUAUUGCUGCUCAUGUCCUCGAAUCGGCGGUUGGAUUCAGCGAAGAGGAGUUUCAUUUCCAGUUUUGCGGCCCCCGAUCGUACUGUAACGUCUUUGCGGGCUCAGUGGCUUUCCUCUCGAACGAGGCGAUGAAACGGUACGCGGCCUUCAAGUCGUCCAUCCGCGGGAUGCGCACGUCGAAGACUGUGCUCGGGGAUUUGCGAGCCGAGAUUGAGCUACUGCAGGAGAUAGACGAUGUGAGGGAGGAAGUGAAUAUGAUCCAGACGGUAUUAAAGGAACAAGAGCGCGUCGUCGUCGAGUUUCAGGGGUCGCGAGAACCGGACUGCACCGUGCUGGAGCAGGUCAGGGGCGGCCUCGGAGGUUUCUCUCAUCCUACACUGGACUUUUUCGAUCGCCUGGGACUGGAUGCUGAUCGAGUUCGGACCUCGCGCGAAGCCAACAUCGAAGAAGCCCUCUCAGCUAACGAGCAAUCCAAGAUUCUGUUCAUCUUUACAGGCGCCACAGUUGUCUUUGCCCCCCUUUCCUGGAUCAUGGGCGUUUUUGAGGUCAACAUAUCCGGCCUACCGAGCCCAAUCACACCAGGCACUGUGGUCCUGGCCAGCAUUGGGAGUCUACUCGCCACCGUAUUGGUCAUCUGGCUGUCCCUCCAGAUCUACGAACUCGUCGCCCAGGGCCAGAGCAGCGCGAAGCGCCGAAAGCUCGACUCCAUGCUACGCCGGAAGACGGAACCAACAGAAACCCUGGCGUCCGAAGCGACAGCGCAGUCACAGCGAGGUGAUGAUUCUGCAGGCCCAGCAAGCCAAACGGCAAGGUCAUCUGCCCUCAGGUCGGAGGCCGCCGCGAGCGCUGUGGGCCAAGGGGCAUCGGGCCAACGCAAACUCAGGAAAAGUCUCCAGGGGCAUGAUAACCUGAGGCAGUGCAACGACAUGGUGAUUGCUCAUCUGUACGCGUAUAGUAAGCAAGACCUGGUUUUUACGAUUGUUACGACACAUGCAGCCAUCACGCGACUGUCACAAAGAACGCCUCUUGCCUCGACUAUUCCAUCGCUAGUAUUCGCCGCGAAAUAUUCACGUCUGAGUCGUACAGCGCCGACGGCAGAGAUGCUCAGUGCCCUUAAAGAUGACGGGUUCGUCGUCAUAGAGAGCAUGUUUCCGCCCGACCAGAUCUCCAGUCUCAACGCCGACAUAGACACGGUGCUGACCAAGGUCGAGGCUGGCAAGUCUGCCAAUCUGACAGCGCCUCCACUGCCCGGCGGCAUUGACGGUAUCGUCUUCGGGUCGAACACAAAACGUCUAGGCAGUCUGCUGCACCGUAGCCCCACGUGGCGCGAUACAAUGAUCGACAGCUCUAUCCUACACGACCUCUGCACCGGUAUUUUCCGCGACACGGGUGACUACUGGCUCAGUACGGCCCAGAUGAUCGAAAUCGGGCCCGGGAGCAAGGCGCAACCCUUGCAUGCUGACGCGGCGGCCUGGUGGCCGUUCCUCAGCAUGGGUGACCGCUGGAUGCCCGAAGUAGCCGUCAACUUCCUCAUCGCCGCCACAGACACGACGAGUGCCAACGGCGCCACAGGUGUCGUGGAAGGGAGCCACAAGAUCAAUUACUCAGAGGCGCUGGCCGAUCCGACCUUCGACUUCUGGAAGUUCCCUGACGACAAGGUCAAGCAGGUCGAGCUGAAAGCUGGCGACUGUCUGCUUCUUGGCGGGCGCAUUGUGCAUCGUGGAGAGGCGAACCGAACCGCCGAUGAGCGCAGAAGGCUUCUCAGCUGCACAAUCACAAGCUCUGUGCUAACACCUGAGGAGGCGCACCCGUUGAUACUUGAUAAGGACGUUGUUCGGGGGCUUCCGGAGCGGGUGAAGAAGUUCCUGGGUUUCCGGGGGCAGAGUUCUAUAUCGGGAUACAAAUUCUGGCAGGACCAUAGGACAGACCUAAGCAAGACUCUGGGGCUUUGA
Messenger RNA from Verticillium nonalfalfae, 4425 nucleotides. RefSeq lists its product as uncharacterized. Lineage: Eukaryota; Fungi; Ascomycota; Sordariomycetes; Glomerellales; Plectosphaerellaceae. The coding region runs from base 1 to 4425 and encodes 1474 amino acids. The record is from RefSeq and is a predicted model, not a curated record. The transcript is spliced from 9 exons. Gene Ontology annotation, molecular function: protein binding.